Canariomyces notabilis is the source of this 1655-nucleotide messenger RNA. Its product is annotated as stress-activated MAP kinase. NCBI's taxonomy places the organism in Eukaryota, Fungi, Ascomycota, Sordariomycetes, Sordariales, Chaetomiaceae. The record is from RefSeq and is a predicted model, not a curated record. Gene Ontology annotation, cellular component: nucleus; cytoplasm. The coding region runs from base 369 to 1454 and encodes 361 amino acids. Gene Ontology annotation, biological process: protein phosphorylation; cellular response to oxidative stress; stress-activated MAPK cascade. Gene Ontology annotation, molecular function: MAP kinase activity; ATP binding. The transcript has 8 exons.
AGACGGGUCCGCACCCGAGAGGGAACUUCUCGCCUCGCAAAGCCCAUAAUACUGCGGUUGGCCUUGUCACCCUCUGCAUUCGGUCCUGGAGCUUUGCACCUCUCGCUGCUCUAGCCUCAAUCCUUAUCGCCCACUCAGGUUUGCGCACAAAGCGAGUCGCAGAAGCCACAAAUCUGCCAUCACCAGUCUCGAAUUGGUUUGUCGGUCUCACGUUCGACGCAAUCGCCUAUCGCCAAGAGACGCACUCAACGAGUUACCUAACCAUCCUGCUCUGGCUUCACCCACCCCGGAACCUUGACAACAACCCCGCCUUUGCGGGCCUCGUUCGAUCGCCAUAGCCCGCUUCUCAACUACAAACAAGCAACACAAUGGCUGAAUUUGUCCGCGCCCAAAUUUUUGGGACCACCUUCGAGAUUACCUCGAGGUAUUCUGACCUGCAGCCGGUUGGCAUGGGAGCUUUUGGCCUGGUCUGCUCCGCCAAAGAUCAACUCACCAACCAGAAUGUUGCCAUCAAAAAGAUCAUGAAGCCUUUCAGCACCCCGGUGCUCGCCAAGAGAACUUAUCGAGAGCUGAAGCUGCUCAAGCAUUUGAAGCACGAGAAUGUUAUCUCGCUCAGCGAUAUCUUCAUCUCGCCCCUGGAGGAUAUCUAUUUCGUCACGGAGCUCCUGGGAACCGACCUUCACAGGCUUCUCACGUCUAGGCCGCUUGAGAAGCAGUUCAUCCAGUACUUCCUCUACCAAAUUAUGCGAGGCCUCAAAUAUGUCCACUCUGCUGGUGUCGUUCAUCGAGACCUGAAACCCAGCAACAUUCUGGUCAACGAGAACUGCGACCUGAAGAUUUGCGACUUUGGCCUGGCGCGCAUUCAGGAUCCCCAGAUGACGGGCUACGUGUCAACACGCUACUACCGUGCCCCAGAGAUUAUGCUUACAUGGCAAAAGUACGACGUUGAAGUCGAUAUCUGGAGCGCGGGCUGCAUCUUCGCCGAAAUGCUCGAGGGCAAGCCACUGUUCCCCGGAAAGGACCACGUCAACCAGUUUUCCAUCAUCACGGAGCUCCUGGGGACGCCACCUGAUGACGUUAUCAACACCAUUGCUAGUGAGAAUACGUUGAGAUUCGUCAGGUCCCUUCCGAAACGCGAGCGGCAACCGCUCAAGAACAAGUUCAGGAAUGCCGAUCCUCCAGCAAUUGACCUCUUGGAGCGGAUGCUGGUCUUUGACCCGAAGAAGCGGAUAACAGCAGCCGAGGCGCUGGCGCAUGAGUAUCUGGCGCCGUACCACGAUCCGACCGAUGAGCCGGUGGCAGAAGAGAAAUUCGAUUGGAGUUUCAACGAUGCCGAUUUGCCUGUGGACACAUGGAAGAUCAUGAUGUACACGGAGAUACUUGAUUACCACAACGCUGAGGCUGGUGUCGCGGCACACCAGCUCGACGAGGGGCAGUAUGGCAUGGCCCAAUGAGACUCGAGGAGGAAUGACAGUCGUCAUGAUUCCGUCUGUUUUAAGUCACUGGGCGUUCGGAAGGGAAACGGAAGAACGAGCUGGCAUUUCUUGGUUGUUGGCGGCCGAACAGACAAGACCAAAACAUGUUCGGGUGGUAUAAAUUCCCAGCAGGAGGGUUGGGUUUUUUGGAAGUGCGAGGCACAAUAAGUAGAGCGCUGC